Molecule: messenger RNA, 2284 nt
Organism: Bolinopsis microptera
Lineage: Eukaryota; Metazoa; Ctenophora; Tentaculata; Lobata; Bolinopsidae
Product: N-acetyl-D-glucosamine kinase-like
Exons: 8
Coding region: 1-1017 (338 amino acids)
Molecular function (GO): N-acetylglucosamine kinase activity
Source: RefSeq, a predicted model, not a curated record
AUGCCUCGACUUUACGGUGGAGUGGAUGGGGGUGGAGGUAGCUCCAGUUUUUCUGUCCUCGACGAAAAUGGAAAAGUUGUCGCUCAAAGUGAGGGUGAAUGUACUAAUCAGUGGCUAGUAGGGAUAGAUAAAGUGCUAGAAAGUGUAGAAGAAAUGUGGAAAAAAGCAUUUGAAAGCAAAUCAAUGGAACCAGUGCAACUAGAGGGGCUAGGAUUAUCUCUGUCGGGGGUGGAGGCGACCCAUGUGAAGGAGGAGAUUAUCGAGAAGAUGAAAACAAGGUACUCUCAUGUUACUAAGAAAACUAUCCCUGUUAAUGACAGUUGUGGAGCUGUCUUCACCGCAUUCAAACAUGGUGGCAUAGUGAUAAUAGCAGGAACAGGAUCCAACUGUCAGCUUAUAUCAUCGGAUCUGGUUCAGCAUGGGUGUGGGGGUUGGGGUCAUCUUCUAGGUGAAAAGGGUAGCGCGUACUCGAUAGCACACAGACUUGUAAAAGCAGUGUUUGAUGACCUGGACUGCUUUGAAGAGCCUGCCUAUAACACUGAUGUGGGUAGGAAACUGGUGUGGGAGUAUUUUGGAGUUGAUGAUCAGAUGAAUAUGUUGCAGUUUUAUUACACUAAGUUUGAGAAGGCUCACAUUGCUGGUCUUACGAAUAAAAUAUCAAAGGUUGCAAGAGAACAAAAGGAUCCGUUACUGUUAUCAUGUUUUGAGUUGGCAGGAGCACAAUAUGCCAAGAUGCUUACUGGAGUCAUUAAACGUUACAGGAAGGAGAAAGGCGAGGAUUACAGAGGACCUGAUGAGUAUAUAGACGUGGUGUGUAUGGGAGGAGUAUUCGAGUCUUGGGACCUUCUCGAACUAGGGUUCAGGGACCAGUUCAACCAACAAUCUUACAUUACAAAAGUUCGCCUGUACCGUCUUGAAGCUUGUGGAUCCUUGGGAGCGGCUAGAUUAUGUGAUCCCCGCUUAGAACUCGAUUACAACAAGAAUACCCGGCUAUUUUGUGAGAUUGUUAAAAAAUAAGAUCGGACUUAGGAAUAGGAUACGAUUAAAAUUGUUUUUAUUAUUGGCUUUUGAGGAUAGUAUGUAAAGUAGAUGUGAUUGAAGUAAAGAUAUUAUGUAAUAUACAUAUAUGUAUAAUAGAUGUCCGAAUGUUAUGUUUAUUCUUUAGCGUAUGUUAUAUUUAUUCUAGAAAAUUUGGUGUUUUUUUGAAGGUUUUACCGAACAUUGUUUCGAAAGAAGAUUAAUUUCAGUAAAGUAUUCUUGUGUUAUUACCCAACCUCAUUUAUAUAUUGGUCGGAUUUGGGUUGGGUUUCGGUCGGAUUUGGUCGGGUUUUGGUUGGGUGUUGGUUGGGAUUAGUUAAUUUAAAAUCGAAUAGUUGGGCUCUUUUCAGUCAGAAUAACGUUAUUUAGGUUCUUAAUUUGUUUAAAUCAAAGAAAUUUCCCAUUUAGAGUCUGACAGCGAUCGCGUUUAUCUCAAUGUUGAUCAAUUAACUAAUGGCAUUAUCAGUACUUACACUAUCUACAAAUUAAGUUGUCUGAUUAAGUUUUUUUUUGAAAUCUCGUAGAUCUCGUAAGGCCGAGUGUGAGUUUUUAAUUUUGGUUGAAACUUUAAGAACUGACAAAAGGUAAAAUCCUGACAAAGAAAGUUCUCAACACUUCGUGCUCGGGGUUGGUAAUGGCACAAUUUAUCCUUAUUAUUUGUAAAACCAGAUGUCUUAGUGAAAACCAUGACCUACCGGGCCGAGGUCAUUUCCCCCCAAAUGACGGCUUAUUUUACAUAUAACGUGAACAAUCAAAACCCCCAGUUUUCUGUAAACCCUAAUUUACCGCAGCAUUUCUCUUCCUCGAAACUCUGUGGUAAAUUGGAGUUAAACUGCCCUUUGUUUUUCGUAUGGGCUUAGUUUGAGCUAUCGUAUGUAUAAUCUUUCAAGAACGCAGAAAAUACGUGCGAUCUCUGCUCGACUCAAAUCCGUCAAAUUUUAUUAAAACAAACUUAAGAUAUUAUCAAAUAAGAUAUGAUGACUAAUUUAUUGAUUUUUAGUUUUUACGCAAUCGGAAUAUAGUGUUUGUGUGGGAUUUUAAGUUAAUUAGAUUGAUUUUAAGAUACCACUGCACAUUUAACAAUUUGAUUGACCUUUUAGACCAAGACCAAACUUAAAUUUGUAGAAUGACAUUAACAUAUAAUUUUUACAGUUAAUAUAUAACUGCAUGUUAGUUUGUAUUUAGUUCUUUGUAGAGAUUUAUGAGCUUUUUUCUCGAUGUAAAACAAAAAUGAAACAUUCAUUAU